AAGAUGGUACUUCUGUGAAAAACAUUUCUUGCACUCAGGACAGGAAUACGGCUUCUCCCCUAUGUGACAUUUCUGAUGUCUGUUAAGAUUGCACUUCUGUGAAAAACAUUUCCACACUCAGGACAGAAAUAUGGCUUUUCGCCUGUGUGAAAUCUCUGAUGUAGAGAAAGACCUGACUUAGAUGAAAAAAAGCAUUUCCUGCACUCAAUACAGGAGAAGCUCUUCUCUGUUGGAAGGCCGGCCCGGUCCCGCACAGUCUGAGGUUCCUCAGGACACGAGGAAUCCGAUGGUCCAUCUACACUGGGUGGUGCCGGAUGGACAUUGGAGGGAGCCGGGUUUUCUC
Molecule: messenger RNA, 343 nt
Organism: Staurois parvus
Lineage: Eukaryota; Metazoa; Chordata; Amphibia; Anura; Ranidae
Source: the annotation of a GenBank genome assembly